Molecule: messenger RNA, 663 nt
Organism: Rodentolepis nana
Lineage: Eukaryota; Metazoa; Platyhelminthes; Cestoda; Cyclophyllidea; Hymenolepididae
Source: the annotation of a GenBank genome assembly
AUGCAAGCCUUGUCGAGAUCUACAAGAUCAGUUAUUCUUCCAAAAUACUUUUUGUCUUCUACUCUCCACACUUCAGCUCUAUGUGCUGAACCAAAUAGCCUGAAGCAACCUUAUAGAGCUCCCAAUCCAAACAAACCAUAUGAAGAAGUUGAGAAAUACAAGCCUUAUAGUCCCUUCCGUGUUUCGCCUUCAAAUAAAGCCGAAUAUGUUGUUGCACGUAUGGAUGAUGUUGUUAAUUGGGCUCGAAAAAACUCGAUUUGGCCAAUUACAUUCGGUUUGGCUUGUUGUGCUAUUGAAAUGAUGCAAAUGGCUGGACCACGAUAUGAUAUGGAUCGUUUUGGUGUCGUUUUCCGGGCUAGUCCUCGUCAAACCGAUCUCAUGAUUGUCGCUGGUACUCUUACCAACAAGAUGGCUCCUGCUUUGCGUCGUAUUUGGGAUCAGAUGCCUCAUCCAAAAUGGGCAAUUUCCAUGGGAUCUUGUGCAAACGGUGGUGGAUAUUAUCACUAUAGCUACAGUGUGGUUCGUGGAGUCGACCGUAUUAUCCCAAUUGAUAUCUACGUUCCCGGUUGCCCGCCUACAGCUGAGGCCCUUCUUUACUCAAUUUUGCAGCUUCAAAAGAAAAUCAAAUAUAUGAGAACCCAACAAUUUUGGUAUAGAAAGUAA